CAAUCUGAAACCACUUGCCCAAAUGACUCAUGUUCAGCCUUUAUAAAAGUUUAAUUGGCUCAUAUAAUUAACAGUGAAGGGAGAGACGUAUUUGUGAUGUUACUUAGAGGGGAAAAAAUGACCUGUCUGGAGGAGAAGUGGAAGCGAGGCUUGUGGAUCAGAAAUGACAGGACUAAAGUGGUAACUGUCACCUCUGGGUGCAGGCAUGCAGCCCUCAGUGCAGAAGCAGCAUCACCUGACAGGCUUGGGGGCGUGUCAACACGUGCAUGCGCUCCUUUGCUGUGUCACCUUCACUGCCACCUGUCCUACUUUCACGCCUUUCGACGAUGUCAAUAGAGUCAAGAGCUGUGAGACCUGAGCCAUGAGUCAGUUCCGGGCCUUAGCAGGUGUCCUGAGGACUGGUCGUGCCAGUGGGCAAUGGUUGCGAGGAGGUGGAGGUAGCCCAGCCAAAAGGAGCUGGGUUGAUCCCAGGAGAGGCUGCUCUUCUGGUGCUGCUCCUGUUCUGUCAGCAGUGGCCAGUAGUUCCAGCUAUGUGGAAGAGAUGUACUACGCCUGGCUGGAGGAUCAUAAAAAUGUGCAUGAGUCUUGGGACGCGUUCUUCCGGAACAUCCAGGCCUCCGGUCCGUCUGGUGAGGCGUGUGAGAGCCGGCCCUCCGCUCUGCUCCAGGGCCGAGCGCUGUCCCACUCACCAGACAUGGCACAGAAAGUGGUGGAGGACCACCUGGCAGUGCACACUCUCAUUAGAGCCUACCAGAUUCGGGGUCACCAUGUUGCCCAGUUGGACCCUUUAGGAAUCCUGGAGGCUGACCUGGACUCCUUCGUUCCCUCUGAUCUGAUCACAACUAUCGAUAAAUUAGGCUUCUACGGGCUGGAUGAGUCGGACUUGGACAGGAGCUUUCAGCUGCCCCCUACCACCUUUAUCGGAGGAGGAGAAACCACUCUUCCUCUUAGAGAAAUCAUUCACAGACUAGAGACAUCCUACUGUGGACAUAUAGGGGUUGAAUUCAUGUUCAUCAAUAAUGUGGAUCAGUGUCAGUGGAUUCGCCAGAAAUUCGAGACACCAAGGAUCAUGCAGUUCACAAAUUCUGAGAAAAGGACUUUACUGGCCCGUCUGAUCAGAUCAACACGGUUUGAGGACUUCCUUGCCAGAAAGUGGUCCUCGGAGAAACGCUUUGGUCUGGAGGGCUGUGAGGUGCUCAUCCCUGCUCUGAAAACCAUCAUAGACAAGUCAAGCGCUGCAGGCAUUGACAGCGUCAUCAUGGGGAUGCCUCAUAGGGGUCGACUGAAUGUCUUGGCCAACGUGAUCCGUAAAGACCUGGAUCAGAUCUUUUGUCAGUUCGACCCAAAGCUGGAGGCAGCUGAUGAGGGUUCAGGUGAUGUCAAAUACCAUCUUGGGAUGUACCACGAGAGGAUAAAUCGUGAGACGGACAAGAACAUCACGCUGUCACUCAUGGCAAACCCCUCCCACCUGGAGGCAGUGGACCCAGUAGUUCAAGGCAAAGCCAAGGCAGAGCAGUUCUACAGGGGAGACACUCAAGGAAAGAAGGUGAUGUCUAUCUUAAUGCAUGGUGAUGCUGCUUUUGCUGGACAAGGAGUUGUAUAUGAGACUUUCCACUUGAGUGAGCUCCCCUCCUACACCACACAUGGUACGAUCCAUGUGGUGGUCAACAACCAGAUCGGCUUUACUACAGACCCUCGAGUUGCCCGCUCCUCCCCUUACCCCACUGAUGUGGCUCGUGUUGUCAAUGCACCCAUCUUCCACGUGAAUGCAGAUGACCCUGAGGCGGUCAUGUACGUGUGCCGGGUGGCUGCAGAGUGGAGGUCUACAUUUAACAAGGAUGUAGUCAUUGACCUGGUUUGUUACAGACGAUUUGGCCACAAUGAGAUGGACGAGCCCAUGUUCACCCAGCCCCUGAUGUACAAACAGAUCCGCCGACAGGAGCAUGUGCUGAAAAAGUACUCUGACAAGCUCAUAGCAGAGGGAGUGGUGACGUUGCAGGAAUUUGAGGAAGAAGUCGCAAAAUAUGACAAAAUAUGUGAAGAGGCGUACACCAGCUCCAAAGAUGAAAAGAUAUUACAUAUUCGACACUGGCUUGACUCCCCCUGGCCAGAUUUUUUCACAGCAGAGGGAGAGCCCAAGAGCAUGGGCUGCAUCCCCACAGGACUGGAUGAGGAGGUUCUGCAGCACAUCGGCCAGACAGCCAGCUCUGUGCCUCUGGAAGACUUUAAGAUACACCCUGGCGUGUCUCGGAUCCUGCGUGGGCGAGCUGACCUGGUGAAGAAUCGGCAGAUGGACUGGGCUCUGGGAGAGUACAUGGCCUUUGGUUCCCUCCUCAAAGAUGGCAUCCAUGUACGACUCAGCGGGCAGGAUGUAGAGCGAGGCACCUUUAGCCAUCGUCACCAUGUUCUGCAUGACCAAGAGGUAGACAAACGGAUCUGUGUUCCGAUGAACCACCUCUGGGACAACCAGGCUCCAUACACCGUCUGCAACAGCUCCUUAUCAGAGUAUGGAGUUCUAGGUUUUGAGCUGGGCUUUGCCAUGGCCAGUCCAAAUGCUCUGGUCCUGUGGGAGGCCCAGUUUGGAGACUUUCAUAACACAGCCCAGUGUAUCAUUGACCAGUUCAUCAGCCCAGGCCAGGCCAAGUGGGUCCGCAAUAACGGCAUCGUCUUACUGCUACCUCAUGGGAUGGAGGGAAUGGGCCCCGAACAUUCAUCAGCUCGACCUGAACGCUUUCUGCAAAUGAGCAAAGAUGACCCUGAUCACUUUCCUGAGUUCAGUGGAGAUUUUGAAGUCCAGCAGCUGUAUGACUGUAACUGGAUUGUGGUGAACUGCUCCACGCCUGCAAACUACUGUCAUGUGCUGAGACGGCAGAUUCUACUGCCCUUCAGAAAACCGCUGAUCAUUUUCACUCCAAAGUCUCUGUUAAGGCACCCUGAUGCUCGGUCCAGUUUUGAUGACCUGACCAAAGGCACUAAAUUUAAGAGGCUGAUUCCAGAAGAGGGACCUGCCGGUCAAAGCCCAGCUACAGUGAAGAGGGUGAUUUUCUGCACUGGAAAAGUCUACUAUGAGCUGGCUAAAGAGAGGAAACAGCAAAAAUUGGAGAGUGACAUUGCCAUCAUCAGACUUGAACAGAUCUCUCCAUUCCCAUUUGACCUGGUCAGAGCAGAGACAGAGAAAUACGCCAGUGCAGAGCUGGUAUGGUGUCAGGAAGAACACAAAAACAUGGGCUACUAUGAUUACGUCCGGCCACGUUUCCUCACAGUGGUGGGCAACAAAAAACACGUUUGGUAUGUCGGACGGGACCCUGCAGCUGCUCCUGCAACAGGGAACAAGUCAACGCACCUGAAUGAGCUGAAGAGAUUCAUGGACACAGCUUUCAACCUGAGCGCCUUUCAGGAGAACAACUUGUAGUUGAAAACUGGGAAAGAAGUAGGCGAGAGGUGCAACUUCAUCUUUAACCACCUAGGUGUUUUCAAUUAAGUCUCUGGGUGAGAAGGUGGCACAUUUUUAAACUCUUUUAGCCUUGUGACAAUCUAAACAUAGCAUUGCCUCUGUUUCAACCCUUUAUAAUCUUGUAAGAAAGAAGUGAUCUUUAUUCUGCUUUGAUCAAAAAACACAUCAAUUAUAGUGUUUAGUCCUAACCUUUCUUCACAAGCAGUCCUUCACAACCUGCAUUAACUGCAAAAUACAUUCUUAAGCACACAAGCAAAGGAAGGCGGGAAGUUGGAUACCCAAGUCUUCUAACUGCCAUUUGAGUUUUCUAAAUAUAGAAUUACUCUACUUCAACUGUGACAAACUGCUCAACCGACACAUUGAGGUUGAGCUGCAUGUAUGAGCAUGAAUGGACAAAUUUUUCACCCAGCUUUAUGUGGACUUUUUCCUGCUUGUCUCAAGAAAAAGUCCCUUUUUUCAAGAUUCUUUUAGGGCUUUUUCAUGCUAACAAAGCUCAAGUCUGAAAAUAUUGUUCCAGGUCUGAAAAUUGACUGAAUGAAUCUGUCAUUAGAGGAGAAUGACGCGAUAGUAAUAGGCAGGAUUUAGUUGCACUAGGAGAGGAGAGCCAUGGCUGCUGCCGGUGUAGCAUUUAGCUUGAUUGUGGCUGCAGAACAGUGGCAGAUUUUACAAUACUGGACCACAUCUCUGUAUUAAAUAAAGAGCAAAGAACAGCACUAAGUGCAUUUCAUGAUGAAAAGGUGCUUCUUCCAGCUUAGCUUCCUGCUUAGGCAUGAAUUUUUGAUAGUUACAGGAGGGGUUAUGUUGUACUUUAAGCCAGAAUACUCUGGCUGCCGCCAGUGUAGUGAUUAGCUCAGAUGUAGCCAUAGUAUGGCGCCAGUUUUGUCAGAACUGGGCCACAUUUCUUUAUUUAAACUAGAGCAAAAAACAGCAAUAAAGGCUUUACAUGACAGAAAUAAUGUUUUUGCAACCCAACAGGCCUCAGCAUGAGUUUUAUCCACCAACAAGCUUUGUUGAUCAUAAACUUUGGCAGGGCUAGCCGGUAGAGGUCAGGCUCCAUCCAGAGCUGCCCAUGCCUACUUCCCGAUUUUAGUCUUGUUGCUCUGAUUGGACCGUAAUGCAUUUGACAGACAGAACAUUUGUCCAAUCACGUUCCAAGAUUUUUUUGAAAAGUCCUGCUCUUCCCAAGGAAGGAAAAUUCACCACAAGUUAACAGGCUGGGUUGAAACAUUUACAUCAUGAAACUGGUGACUGGUUUUGUUGUCAUGCUCUCGUUUGAGUUGCUUUACAAUCCUUUCUGCUUUGAAGCAACAUCUUUACCACUCCAUCACUGAUACUGUGAAUAAUUCCAAUCACGUAGCACUUGCAUACCGGUACAUAAUGUUGACAUAGACCUGGAUGCUUUUGCUUUGACCGUCAUUCCUGUGUUGGCCUUUUUACGCUAUGCCCUGUCCCCUGAGACUCUAUCUCAGGAGCAGCCUGUCCUGAAAUCUUCUGGUAGUUUUAAAUAGUUUGUGUGAAAAAUGCUCUUAAGCCUCACUGUGGAUCCAUGGCUCAAAACACCCUAUAUAUCCCCUAACCGUUUAUAAUCUUAACUUCUAUGGGAAAACACCCCAAAACACCUUGUAUGUUUCAUGAAAUCAGACUUUUGCUUAACCGUUCUUGGUUCAGUCAGCUCUCUAUAGCUGAGGGUCUGUUGAAGGGCUUUACUGAGUAAAUGCAGUAUUUUGUAUACCAAUGAGUAUUGUAUCACAAUUACACACGUUCUCUCAGCUUUAAAUAAUGCUAAACCUUUAACAACUUCUCUAGUGAAUAUGUAUUAUAAAAGAUGGUAGAAAAGUCCUUAAUAUAGACACAGACACUUUCCAGGUACCUAGUCGAUGGGUGAGAUAGCAGUCAUGGACUCUUUGUACCACUUUGUGACAAUCACUGUUACCAGAAUUACUUUAGUGUGUUUGAUAGUAAUUUAUAUAACUGUAAUGAUUUAUAUAUGUAGUUAUGAGAUGCACACAGAAGACCAACUAGUGUUCUUAAACGAUGAAUGUGAAACACAUAUCACAGGUAAGAAGACUGUUCUGAAAUUUAACACCUCAGUAGGUUUAGUGUCGUUUUUUUUUCAUCGUUGGCUACCUUAGCUGUUUAGUGAUGGAGUCUGUAUUUAUUGUCACACUUCACUUCACCAGGAGACAUGAGCCAGCUGGCACAGAGACGUGCAGCCAUGUUUUUUACUUGGGACAUACGGCUCAGCUUCCUCUUCGGAGGCUGAGGGAUGCACACACGAAAACACUGAAAAGCCUUGGAUGCUUUGAGAGCAGUAUUGAUGCCUGCUUGUCACGUUGAAGUCUCCAGGUGUUUUAUAGAGAUGAUAUUAGAUACGACUGUGUUUAGAAAUGCUCCUUGAAAUUAAGCAUCAUAUUUAGCUACACUUUAGCAUACCUUUUCUGCUUCAAGCUAAAAUUUUUAACCAUCAGCCAUGCACUAAGCUUAUUUAUCAUAUUUAAAGGUGUAAAUUAGCUUUAGCAUUUAAGUCUGUUGUCAAAACUUUAUGUUUUAAAACUUUCAUGUGUAAGCCAGGUGAUGCUUAUACACAACCAAAAGGGCUGUGCUUACACUGGGAGUGUGGA
Molecule: messenger RNA, 6075 nt
Organism: Cheilinus undulatus (humphead wrasse)
Lineage: Eukaryota; Metazoa; Chordata; Actinopteri; Labriformes; Labridae
Gene: ogdhl
Product: oxoglutarate dehydrogenase L
Exons: 24
Coding region: 362-3412 (1016 amino acids)
Biological process (GO): tricarboxylic acid cycle
Cellular component (GO): mitochondrion; oxoglutarate dehydrogenase complex
Molecular function (GO): oxoglutarate dehydrogenase (succinyl-transferring) activity; thiamine pyrophosphate binding
Source: RefSeq, a predicted model, not a curated record